AUGACAACACCUGUUUCCCUAUCACAAGUUGAAAAAAAAACUAUUGAAUCAAUUUUAACAAAUAAAAAAGAAGAGGGUAAAUUAAUUACAAAAGUUACAAUAUUAAAUGAAAAAAAAAAGAAGUUAGAGAUUAAAACGUUAAUUUUAUCAAGUAAUAGAAUAUUUUUAUUUACAGAUUCAAAAGGAAAAUUAUCAGCAGAACAUCAUUAUUUAGAAAUUACAGAGAUAGCAAGUCAAUCAGAGAAUGAUGUUACAAUAAAAUUUAAGAAUCAAAAUGUUAUGAAGAUGAAUUUAGAUGCAUCAGAGGUAUUGAAGACAUUGUAUGGUACAUUAAUGUCAACAUUUCCUGGUAUUAAAAUUGGUAAAACCAUUAUUUUUAACAUUACACCAGCUAGUAGAAUACCAUCGAUAUUUCAAGCCACCUCAUUUAAAGAUAUUCAAGGUUGUGGAUCAUUCAAUCUUACAUAUCGAUCAGUUUGUGAUCAUUUAGGUGUACAACCAUUAUCAUCAAUACUUUGGGAUAUCGAAAAUCUAUAUCCAUUCAAUCAAGUUAGAGAAUUUAAUUUAGCGGAAAUCUAUCAAUACUCAUUCACAGAUCUAAAAGCAAUACUUUUAUCACUCUCCUAUAAUACAUACUUUCAAUCAUUUCAAUCCAAUGGUAAAUUAUCAAACGAAGAUCUAAACCUAUUAGCAGAAGUAUUCAAAGAGAAUUCCUCACUACAACAAUUAACAAUUACAAAUAGUCAAGCUUCAAAAGAACCAAUAAUAACUUUACUUCAAAAUGUUGCUGAAAAUAAAGCUCUUCAUUUAUCACAUAUUAAUUUAAAUAAUAAUUCAUUAGAAAAUAAAGGUAUUUUAACAUUAGGAUCAAGUAUUCAAACAUUUUCAAAUGGAUUAACAUAUUUAAAUAUUGAAAAUACAUCAUGUUCUGGUAAAGGAUUAGAGGCAAUGUUUGGAUGUUUAACAGCGAAUAAUGUAGUAUGUGGAUCAAUGACUCAUUUGAAUAUUUCAAACAAUAAAUUAGAAAGUUAUGGUACAAAUGGUUUAUGUAAAUUCUUAUCGAAAGCAACGGCAUUACAACAAUUAUUAAUGAGUAAUACAAGUCCAGUUUAUAGUUUUUUAAAGACAUCAUCAUCAUCGAUUCAAACUUUGGAUUUUAGUGGUAAUAAAUCAACUACAACCAAAGAGAGUGUAAUUGAUAUCUUAUCAUUUUUCAAACAAAUGUCACACUUACAAACUGUAAAUUUAUCAAGAAUUCAAACCACUCCAGAUGAUUUGAAACUAUUGUUUAGUCCUGCAACAUCAUUAUUGAAAUGUUCAAGUGUAGAUUUAUCAGAGAAUGAUCUUGGUGAUGGUGGUAUCAUUAAACUUUGUGAAAUUAUGUAUCCAAAUUCAAAUCUUCAUCAUCUUUCAAUCGAUGGUAACUUUAAAACAAAAUCAAAACUUAGAGCACGUGCAAUAGAGGCAUUGAUAAACUUGAUCGAUGAUAAUACAUCCAUCGAAUCACUUUCAUUGGCAAGUGGUAGUGGUAAAUAUCAAUUGAAGGGCGAUUUAAUGCCAUUGUUAUUAUCAUUGCUAAAGAAUCAAUCAUUGGUCAAACUUGAUAUCUCUGGAAAUGGUGUUGGUGAUAGUGGUGCUUUGGCUGUCUCGAAAAUCCUUUGGAAGAAUCAAACUUUGAAAUCAUUGAAAUGCGAUGGUAAUGAUUUCUCUUAUACCGCUUUGAAAAUGAUUAAAUGCUCAAUUAGACGUAACGAGAAAUCACUCACCAUCUUACAAUUACCAUUAAGUGAUAUUUCAACCAUCUUAAAGAAUGAUAGUAAUGGUAGUUCUCAUGAAAAGAUUUUAAAAACAAUUCAAGAUAUUCAAACUUCAAUCGUAAUCAAUUAUCCAAAUAAUAUUCAUCCAAUCGAUACAAGUUCUGGUGGUUUAACUCCAACAAAACAACCUUCAAUCGGUUCGUUGGCUGGUGUUAUUAAAAAACCACCAAUUGGACCACCAUCAACACCAACUAAAAGUUCAAAUCCUGGCUUUCAAACUUUACCAAAAAGACCAACAAGGGGACCAUUAUAUCCUGGUCGUGCUACUGGUGGUGCUGUAACCCUAACUGAUAAAGCUCAAAUCAAUGCUUCCACCAUUGAGUUACCACCACUUGUAUCUCGUUCGAUCGAUCUAUUAAUGGAACAAGGUAUUUCAUCUGUUGGUAUUUUCAGAACUUGUGCAUCUGCAACCGCAUUGAAGAAAAUUAAAACUAGAUUUGAAGCAGGUGAAGAUAUUGACCUAAAAGCAGAAAAUGUUGAUGUCGAUACAGUGGCAGGUGUAUUAAAGAGUUAUUUCCGUGAAUUACCAAAUCCAAUUUUCCCUGAAAAUCUACAUGAAUAUUUCUUCCAAGCAAUGAGACAGUCAUCCAAUGAAGAGAUAAUACAAUCACUCAAAGAUAUUAUAGAUCAACUCUCACCUUUAGAAUGUAAAAUGAUAAAGAAGCUUUUCCAUCUCUUACAUUUAAUCUCUUUGGAAAAGGAUGUAAAUAUGAUGUCACCAGAGAAUAUCGCAAUUUGUUGGGCUCCUACCUUUUUCAGAUCAUUCGCCUCUGAACUAUUACCAAUUAAUUCCUUUAUGAUUGUAAAUUAUUUCGAUAUAUUUGACCCAGAGAAUAAACCAAUUUCAAGUGAUAAUAGUGGUGAUGCUGAUACCGAUUCAACUCAAUCAACUUGCACAACCAACAACAAUAAUUUAGUAGCCACUUCUCUAAGUUCACCAAUUUCACCAUCUACCACUCCCACCAAAUCAAUUGAUAAUGUUUUACAUACUACUGUUGAAGUUUCAAGAUCACCAAAUCAUGAAAGAGCUCACACCGUUGGUCCAAUGACUUCAAAGAGACCAAUUUCAAAUAAUAAUGGUGUCAGUUCUAAUACUCCACCACUACCAAAUAAUGUUACACCACAUCAUAAUACUAUGCCAUCUAGACCAUCAGCUUCACCAAUUAAAAGACCACCAUCAAUGGGUGGAUCAUUAUCAAAUUUUGCUGGUAUUCCAUUAUCUAAUCAUUCUUCAAGUGGUCAAUUAAACAACAACAAUAGUAAUAAUAAUACUACUUCAAACUCUUCAAAUUCUUCAUCUGGUAAAAGUUCAAGUAAUCCAAGUCCAAUUCCAACACCACCAGAUUCACCAAGUAUGUCUUAUAUUGGUGAUGGUAAAUCAACUUUAAGAAGUAAAAGAUUUAGUAGAGUUAAUCGUGUUUCCUAUUCACCUGUUUUACCUCGUGCUUGGACAAAUGAAUCUAGAACAGUUUCUUCUUUAUUCCAAGAUGAUUUAGAUUCAAAUAGUGAUUCUUCAGGUCCAAGUUUAUAA
Molecule: messenger RNA, 3348 nt
Organism: Dictyostelium discoideum AX4
Lineage: Eukaryota; Evosea; Eumycetozoa; Dictyosteliales; Dictyosteliaceae
Gene: gacW
Product: leucine-rich repeat-containing protein
Exons: 4
Coding region: 1-3348 (1115 amino acids)
Biological process (GO): signal transduction
Cellular component (GO): cytoplasm
Source: RefSeq, a predicted model, not a curated record